Molecule: messenger RNA, 2469 nt
Organism: Armigeres subalbatus
Lineage: Eukaryota; Metazoa; Arthropoda; Insecta; Diptera; Culicidae
Exons: 3
Coding region: 1-2469 (822 amino acids)
Biological process (GO): lipid metabolic process
Molecular function (GO): nucleic acid binding; phosphoric diester hydrolase activity
Source: RefSeq, a predicted model, not a curated record
AUGGAUAAUAAUCUCGCAGAAACCGUUAGGAUGAAGAUGGAGGACUACGUGAAUAAGGGUUACGUGCGAAAGCUGACGCAAGCAGAACUCAACAAACAGCAGUCUCAACAAUGGUUCGUGCCCGUAUUCCCUGUUGUGAAUCCCAACAAACCGGGUAAGGUACGGCUAGUAUGGGACGCCGCUGCUCCUGCUCAUGGUGUUUGCCUCAAUUCGUUCCUAAUCAAAGGCCCUGAUCUUUUGACAUCGCUACUAGCAGUUCUCGUCCAGUUUCAGGAGUUUCGCAUCGCUAUCUGCGGGGAUAUUCGGGAGAUGUACCUGCAGAUUCUUCUGAGACAAGACGUUCGCCUGUGCUUCUUUUGGAGGGACGAUGUAGAGAGCGCUGAACCCAGCAUAUACACUUUGCUGGUGUUGCCGUUUGGGGUAUCAUGUGCCCCUAGUAUCGCGCAAUAUGUGAAAAAUACCAAUGCUCAGCGAUUCCAGGAAAGUCAUCCGGCAGCGGUUCGAGCCAUCGUCGAUAAACAUUACGUGGAUGAUAUGCUUGCAAGCGUCGAAAGCGAACAAGAAGCAAUAGAUCUCGCGCUGAACGUGAAGGAAAUCCAUGCUGAAGCCGGCUUUGACAUGAGAAAUUGGAUCUCAAACUGUCCGGCUGUUUUGGAGGCGCUACAUGAGAGAAUCACGGAAGAGAAGGACCUUAGUAUGGCGGAAGGAACCACUACGGAAAAGGAAAUAUGGAGAACGUCCGUCGGAUGGGAUGAUCCUAUAGAAGAAAAACAGUUUGGAAUGUGGAUGCAGUGGCUAAAGGUACUUCCUGAAGUGGCGACGGUAGAAAUCCCACGUUGCUAUAGGACCGCUACAUCAAUUGAUAGUACCAACGAAGUGCAAAUGCACAUCUUUGUCGACGCUAGUGAGAAAGGGUUCGCUGCAGUGGUAUAUCUGCGAUUCAAGCAAGGAGACAUCAUUGAAACGGCGCUGGUAGGAUCAAAGACACGUGUUGCACCUAUCAAGUUCCUAUCAAUUCCGCGAUCGGAGCUACAAGCCAGCGUAAUCGGAGUAAGGUUGGCGAACAGCAUAGCGCAAUCGCUGUCCGUCAAGAUUAACAGGCGCUUCUUUUGGACCGAUUCAAGCGACGUCAUCAGCUGGCUCAAAUCCGAUCAUCGCAGAUAUAGCCCGUUUGUCGCUUUCCGAGUGAGCGAGAUGCUGGAAGCUUCGGAUGUCAGCGAAUGGCAGUGGAUUCAAACGAAUAAUAAUGUCGCUGACGAUGGAACAAAGUGGAAACGAGUAACUGAUAUGAGAAAAACAAGUCGAUGGUUCCACGGUCCGGAAUUUCUCAAAACUCCAGAAGCAGAAUGGCCUGUGAAGAUACACGUCGAUAACGCUACCUCGGAGGAAUUACGUCCACAUUUAUUGCUGCACAUCAAAUUUCCAGAGCCAAUCAUCGAUCCUCAAAACUUCUCCAAAUGGACUUCGCUUCUACGUCGAUGCGCAUACGUGUUUCGAUUCAUCGGGAAUGUGAAGACAUCCAGCUCUGAAGAAAGAACUGUUGGAGCAUUGACAGCUGGUGAGCUAGUAAAGGCUGAAAACUACUUGUACCGGCUGGCCCAAGGUAGUUCGUACGCAGAUGAGCUAGCAAUACUAUCGAACACAAGAGCGUCCAAAGAUUCUACCUUGACGAUACCGAAGAAUAGUUCAAUCUAUUAUCUCUGUCCGUUCCUGGACCAACAUGGCGUACUCCGGGUGCGUGGUCGAACCUCGGCGUGUCCCGGUGUGAAUCCGGAUGCAGUGAAUCCAAUCAUCCUUCCACGAAAUAAUCACAUCACACGUCUCAUCAUAUCCCACUACCACAACAAAUAUCAUCAUCAAAACCACAAUACCGUGGUUAACGAGUUGCGCCAACGAUACAGCAUUUCUCGACUGAAGCCUGCCUACAAUGAGAUUCGUCGAUGCUGUCAGCAGUGCAAAAACGAUCGUGCACAACCACUACCACCAGCUAUGGGCGACUUGCCAUUACCUCGCCUGGCCGCAUACGCUCGACAGUUCACGUAUAUGGGGGUGGACUACUUUGGACCAAUUAUGAUUACCGUUGGACGUCGUCAGGAGAAGCGUUGGGUACUUCUCGCCACAUGUCUAACCACUCGCGCCAUCCACUUGCAAAUCAUACACAAUAUGACUACCGAUUCCUGCAUUCUGGGACUGAGAAACGUAAUGGCAAGGAGAGGGGUACCUGCUGUAAUCUUUAGCGACCGGGGUACAAACUUCGUGGGAGCUAGCAGAGAGCUAGAAAAUGCCAUGCAGAACUUGGAUCAAGAGCUUCUUGCAGAAGAGACGUUGUCCUAUGAAGUGCUGGAAAACAUGCUAGCAGAGGUCGAGAAUAUCAUCAAUUCUCGUCCACUAACCAGCAUUCCGCUGGACGAUGACCAGUCCCCAGUGCUGACUCCCAACCAUUUUUGCUGGGAUCAAGCAACGGAUUAA